Messenger RNA from Amoebophrya sp. A25, 2218 nucleotides. Lineage: Eukaryota; Dinophyceae; Syndiniales; Amoebophryaceae. The record is from the annotation of a GenBank genome assembly.
GUUGACGAGGGUGCUUUAAAUGUCAUGAAGCUUAACUGAGACAGAUGCAUAUGAGAGAGCUUUACCUAAGAAAGCAACUUAGAGUUGCAGCAGGGUAUUCGCAUUUUUAACGCUUCCCGGUAAGUAGUUAAGUAACACCGUUUUACGAGUUGAGUCUCUGUUUCUCUAGCAUGGUUGCAAACGUCGUGGCUGACACGAGGACAAGGCGAAUCUGACUUGUAUGAACGAACCCAGAAAUUUUUUCCACAGAUUCUUUCAGCCGCCGUCUCCUUCUGGUUUCCCCCAUCUCCCGAUAAAGAUCUGGAAACUUAUUUCUAGCUUUUCCGAUGAGAUUAUCAUACAUAGUUGUAGUAGUGUUUGAUAGCUAGUGCUGUGAUUGUUAAAGAAUUCAAAUUUUAGUUUUUCAGGAACGUCAUUGGUGGAUCUCAAAAUUCAUCCCUGCCCAGUGCAUUGGAUACCUUUCUAGAGGCAAUGGAUUCAUCGUGGAUCAAGAAGUAGGGAUGUUUAUGUAGAAGGCAAAACUGAAUAGUCCAAAAGAAAGCUUUCUCCAAAAACCUGUGAGCUUGUGUGCAGGAGCAGGAUUCCUGUUGUAAGCGACCUAGGAUUGAACUGCAAUUAGUUAUGUAAGUAGUUCAUCUAAGAGAAGUACACUUAUGCUUAGCACGAAGUAUUUUUGUAACGAAGUUGAUAUUGUUGUGUCACUCAGUGUGAAUACCUUAUUUCAGCUCGUUGUCAAUUUGCCCUCAUUGUUCUAAGUUGCACGGCUCAGUGCCUCACACUCGAAUUCAUUAACUCAUCAGUUCGUUGUAAAUACCUACAACGAACAUAGAAAACUGGAAAAGUUUUAUGGCUCAUCCAGGAUUAGCUUUUCAUCCGGUCCGUCGACAUUCUUCGGCUCUAGCUGGUGCUGUUUUUCCGUUCUCUCAGCGUUCUUCGAGUCCAGUGGUGGUCACACGAAACGGAAGUUGUCGUCGGGUUGUCGUCUGUUGUUCAAACCAGAGUACAAGACCAGCUCCUGCGUCGAGAGAGCUUCUUUCGUGUAAUCAACAAGGGAACAAUUGGAAACAGGCUCGACCCUUUGCCACGAUGGAGAAGGUCGAUAAAACCGAAGAAGAAUGGCGGCAGCUCCUCAACAGCAAGGAGUUUGACGUGCUGCGGAAGAAGGGAACGGAGCCCCCAGGGAGCGGUGAGUACGACAAGCAUUAUCCCAAAGCGGGCUACUAUGCGUGUAAAGGAUGCGGUUUCGCGCUAUACUCCUACGCCACGAAGUUCAACUCCGGUUGUGGGUGGCCAGCUUACAACGCGUGCUACCACUCCAAGGAAGCUAAUGGGGCACACAUUAAGUACAUCGAAGAUAAGACUCACGGUACUAAACUGGACAUAUUUAUAUUAUAAGGAAGUAAAUCGCUGGAUGUCCGAAUAAGUGGUUCAUACAAAUUCCUGGCAAUUGUAGCAGUAGGUGAUUAUCAUUAUCAGGUAUGCGAAUCAGUGCCUUGAUUCUGUUCGUUGAGACCUGAAUUAGGAUGUAGUUUCUAUUUGUAGCGUGUUUUUUCAUUCAUCGAUUCUUUCCUAGUGGGGAUAAUGGGAUUUUUAGCCUAUGAGCUCAGCCUAAUACGACAAAUCUCUGAAAGGUAUGGUUCGCACAGAGAUUCUUUGCAAACGAUGCGGUGGGCAUCUCGGGCAUGUUUUUUACGGCGAAAUGGGCCGUGAUAGCGAGCGACACUGUGUGAAUUCUGUCAGUGUGAAGUUCGUAGACGGUCCAGAGCCUGCAAACGUGCAAACUGGACCACUGAAAGCCACUCUUUAGGAUAGGCUCAAAGUAGUGCUUUUUUGCAAUACCGCUUUCGAGGUGAAGAUCACAGUAGAUGUUGCAAUCAUGACAACAUCUGGGAUGGAGAUUGCUGCUGGCGACGAACCAACGAGACAUACUAGAUUUGGAGUAUUGGAAACCGUUUGUCAGAACUCGAUGAUGAUCGACACAGAAAUGAAGAUGUCACUCUUCAUCUCCAAAAUAAAUCCAACGACUGAGCAAGAUCUACCAUGAGAAUUGUCGGAAAACGAUUCUUGAUGACGAUGAGCUCUUCUCCUGUGCAGGCUCGCUACAUCGACUCAUACUACUGUUGUGUACGUCACUAUUGGGUCAGCUUAAUUACGAUCAGAAAACGACACAGGCCAAUAAAAAAUCUUCGGAUCUCAUAGGUGCUUAUCAUGGACUCAU